Messenger RNA from Trichoderma asperellum CBS 433.97, 795 nucleotides. RefSeq lists its product as uncharacterized. Lineage: Eukaryota; Fungi; Ascomycota; Sordariomycetes; Hypocreales; Hypocreaceae. The record is from RefSeq and is a predicted model, not a curated record.
AUGAAGACGCACGGCGGCCGCGUCUUCAUUGUUACAGGUGGCUCGUCUGGGUGUGGCUACGAGACGGCCAAGGCCGUUUACAAUCUCAACAGCCGUGUCUACAUUGCCGGCCGCUCGGCUCAGAAGGCAGAGGAAGCCAUCCGCAAGAUCAAAUUCGAGCCGGCCGCUCCUCAUCCAGCCGUCAAAGGGGGCCGAGGCGAGAUUGUCUUCCUUCGACUUGACCUUCACGACCUUGAUACCGUCAAGGCAUCCGCCGCCGAAUUUCUCUCCAAGGAGUCAAGCCUGGACGUAGUGUGGCACAAUGCCGGACUCGGAGGUGCGCCGUUCGGAAGAAAGACUGUCCAGGGCUUCGAGACGCAUCUUGGCGUCAACGCGCUCGGUCCGUUCCUCUUCCAGCACUUCCUAACUCCAAUCUGUCUUGCGACAGCCGCCCGGUCUGGCGCCAAGCCCGGCUACUCGAGGGGUGACCUCAACUUGCACGAGCUGGGCAGCAUCAAGGGAGCCAUGGCCAAGUAUCCACAGAGCAAGGCCAUGGUGGUCAUGUUUGCACAUGAGUUCGCCCGGCGCUUCGCGGUGCAUGGCCUCCUGUCACUGUCCCUUCACCCAGGGUCUGUCAAGUCCAACUUCCAGAGCAACCAGCCCGCGCUUGUCAAAUGGCUGACAUCUCCGCUGCUUUACGAGCAGCAUUAUGGCGGCCUCACCCUACUGUUCGCUGGCUUCGCUGAUGUCGUCGACACGAAAAUGCUCGAGCAGGGCGGGAAAAAUGGUUCCUAUGUCGAGCCAUGGGGUGUUUAG